AUGUGUUGCAAGGCAACCGACAUAGACGAACCACAUUCACAGAAUUCAAAUGUAACUUACAACAUAAGGCAUGUGUCUGGUGGGCUGUUUGCAAAUUUCAGCAUACAUAAGUCUGUUGGUAUGAUCACACUCAAUGGUGCAUUAGAUUAUGAAGAGUUAAUCAAAACUGUUAAUGUCCCCAUAAUUUUGACAGUCACAGCAGAGGAUCAUGGAAUUCCACCUAAUACAGCCACCACCUCUGUCACCAUACACGUACAGGACAUUAAUGAUGAAACACCACGGUUUGAUCAAGACAUUUACAAAGGAAGCAUACUGGAGAAUGCAAACGAAGGUACUUAUGUUAAGAGAAUUAAUGCUGCUGACCAAGAUGGUAGUGCUCCUAACAAUGUGGUGUUUUAUCUCAUCGACUCUGGCGGAUCUGACAAAUUCCGUGUGGAGAGCAAGACUGGAAACAUCACUGUUCAGAGAGGAGCCAAACUCGAUCGAGAGAUUGAAGCUUCCUAUAACCUUACUGUGAUUGCCAUGGAUCGAGGAUCACCACCUCGGUCGACCACAGCAACAGUCAGUGUCACAAUUAACGAUGUUAAUGAUGAAGCUCCACGGUUUAAUUCAAAUCAAAUGUCAAAAUCGAUAUUGGAAAACAGUACACAUGAUACUCGGGUAAUCAAAUUCACGGCAUCUGACAAGGAUUUGGACUCUAAUCUGCAUUACAAACUUCUAUGGAAUAUCAGUACUGCACUAAAUGACAAGGAUCAGAAGAUAACUAUCAACAAAGUGAAGUCAUGGUUUUCAAUCAACGUUUCCACUGGAGAUAUACGUGUCGACUCUACGCUUGACAGGGAAACGGCCGAAACAGUGACAUUACGAAUAUUUGUGGAAGAUAAAAAUGCCACGGAAAACAAAAACACCCAGACAGCUACAGGGACAUUAACCGUGACUAUUCUUGAUGUGAAUGAUAACAGUCCAGAGUUUACCCAGGGCCGUGUAAUUCCACUCUCAGUCUCUGAGAGCACACCUGUCGGCACUGAUCUGAUGACUAUUACAGCUAUUGACAUUGACAAAGACAAUGUUGUAUCUUUCCACUUGCUGAAUACAGAUGUUUUCAAUAUUACAAAAGAUGGACAGCUUCUUCUAGCAAAUACCACUGAUCGUGAAACAAAAGACAGCUAUGAGAUCACCGUUGUUGCCACAGAUAACGGAUUGCCUCCACUUAAAUCCAAUGCUACAAUCAACAUCACUGUUCUUGAUUCCAACGACAAUGACCCACAGUUUAAUAUGGCCCAGACCACCUUCCAUAUACCAGAAAAUGAAACAAAUGGCACAUUGGUAGCGACACUAAAUGCUAGUGAUGCCGAUAUUGGACCUAAUGCUCGGAUAACAUUCAUUAAUAAUGAUGGUUGGAAGAAAACAUUCAGAAUGAAUCAAACAACUGGAAAUAUUUAUCUUAAUGGGAAUCUUGACAGAGAAGCUAUUCCAUCAUAUCGCUUUGAGAUCUCUGCUCGAGAUAACCCAUCAUCGGGUGACAGCCGAAAGAGUAAAAUAACCAUAACGUUUGUAGUAACGGACGUCAAUGACAAUCCUCCUCACUUUAGCUCCCAGAACUACACAGGUGUAAUAGCAGAGAAUGCCAAGAUUAGUGCUGUCAUCAAAACACAACCAACUAUAUUAGCAACAGACAAGGAUAAUGGGACAAAUGCUGCAAUAAAGUAUUCUUUUAAACAUUCAAACAUCUCCCAUCUGUUUCACAUUGAUGAAAAUUCUGGCGAAGUGUCUGUUCGUGACAGCCUUCUAGGAAAGGCAGAUAACUACACGCUUACUGUGAUUGCAACAGAUCAAGGUGAAGGACAUCUCAAUGACAACACAACAUUAAUUAUAAAAGUUUUGGAUAAAAAUCUCAAUCAUCCAGUAUUUGUCACACCAUUUAAUUUGAAAGCAAUGCCAGAGUGUGCACGUAUUGGAGCAACCGUUUAUCAGUUUACUGCAACAGAUGCGGAUAAAGAUAAAAUCCACAAUGGUAAAGUGGAGUACAGGUUUGAUAACAGCUCAUCUACUGACUAUCAUUAUCUGAAUAUCGACCGGAAUUCUGGUGAACUGACCAUCAACAAGCAUUUGGAUCGGGAAAAUAAAAGUGUUUUAUUGAUACGAGUAGUGGCUUACGAUUUGGGCAUACCAAGUUUGACAGCGCUAACCCGAGAGCUGACCAUUAAGAUUAGUGACGUCAAUGACCAUCCACCAACGUUCAGCAAUGUUCCUUCCAAGCGGGUCAAGUGGAAUGUGACGGAGAACAGAAACAAUGUGAAGAUAGGAACUGUCAAAGCAAAUGACCCGGAUUCAGAAGCGUGUGCAAGUUAUCAUAUAUCAGAUAGUACAAUAGCUAAGAAGCAUCUCAUAAUAAAACAACUGGACAAUGUGACAGCUGAGAUUUAUGUUAAUGACUCAUUUGACAGAGAAGUAACUGCUGAUUUUACAUUCAGUAUCACUGUCGAAGACUGCUCUACUGUUAACAAAUACAACGUGUGUACGGACAACUCUUUUGAACAUUUUGAUUCUGACAAGCUUGAAGUGAACAUUGUAGUUGAAGACCAGAAUGACAACCCGCCAAAAUUUACCAAACCCAAAAUAUCAGCUGGACUUCGACAAAAGGUGGAAGUUGGAAAGCUGGUAUUUAAACUCGAGAAAUAUGUAACCGACAGGGAUGUUGGAAUAAACAAGGUACACAAAUAUAGCAUGCCUCUACCAAUGGUGCCAGACCAGCAGCUUGUGAAGACGUUUGACGUGAAUAAAUACAAGGAGCCGUUUCUUUUGAACGAAAACGGUACUCUGAAGACCAAUAUGAAGUUUGGCCAAGACAUGGUGGGCUUUCUGAACAGCACAGUGUAUGUGAAUGAUAGUGCCGGAGCCGACAAGACGCAAGUGAAGAUCUACAUCGUUGCCGACUACCAAGUACUGAAGUUGACAUUCAAUCAAGCUCCCGACGAUUUAUAUAACAUGAAGCAUAACAUUAUAAAGCAACUCGACACAGAGAUGGGAUUAGAGUUUGUCAUUAAUGACGAAAUUGCAUCGAGUAAGGAUAAAGAUGGAAACGUGAAGAAAUACCAGUCAAACCUGUUUGUGCAUGCAGUUGAUCCGAAAACAGAACACAUAUUUGAUGCAUCUGAUGUUCGAGAGCGAAUAGACUUCCACCCAACAUUGACUGGAGAUCUCAUUAGAAUGUUUAAUCUUUAUCAAGUGAAGGAGGAUGUUGAGGAUAAACCAGCCAUGAACAUUAUGGAACGUUUGCAGUACAUACUUGGUGGCAUAAUAGGUUUCCUGGCGCUUGUUGUCCUAAUUGUAGCCUUCUUUUUCUUCAACAGCAUUAGCAAGUACAAGCGAAAACUUAAAGCCGCGACAACCGAGGCAUAUGCAAUGGAUCCCAAGAAGCCUCUUGGCAAUGGAAUGUUUAAUGAAACUGGAUUUAGUGAAAAUCCUAUCUUUAAUAAGGACCUUGGAGGCAAAGAUUUUGAAGACAGUGGAAGCAUCAGUUCUCAAAACUCUCUAGACGUGAAUCAGGUGGCAUCUUCAGACGGCUCGGCGAAUGCUAUCGACGAACAGGAGAUGACUAUGGAUUUGAAUAACGAUGAUAAUCCACGAGACAUGAACUUCUCAGCAGAAUCGUUUCUAAAUCAAGCCCUGCGACACCACGACAUGAUGCAGACUACAGAGGGGCAAGAUUCUCUCGGAGCAGACGGCAACACACCGAGACCCGCCAUGAAUCUUAAACGCUCAGAUAGCGUUAUGCACGAAACUUUGGAGUCUUCAGAAAUAUAAAUGUUAAAGGAAUUAAUUCCUCAGAAACGAUGAGGUCGUGCAGAGAUUGAAAAUAUGUAAACUGAAGCUUGUUCAUACGUUUUUAAACACGAAAUUGUAAUGUACUUGACUGAAUGAUGAUUUGGAGACUUCAGAAAUAUUGAUUUCUAAUUAUGUUUAUACAUUUAUAUUACAGUUGUAGAAGUUCCAAGGUAAAACGUUUCGCUUUCUAUUUUGUCUUACUUCUUAUUUAGGCUUUUGAAAUGUGAAUCCAUAUAACAUCAUUAAUUAUAAAUAGGAAUUAAUAGUGUGAUUUUAAAGAAAGACCAUUGUGCAAUAUACAAGUGAAAUGCUUCAGAAAUACACUUAGUGCAUUGAGCAACAUGUUUCAGACGCCAGAAUACUAAAAACCAUGUCUUGACUUACCAUUUUGUUAGUUAUAAUAAUUGUUUAGCUACAGAUAUACAAACUCUACGUGGCAGUUGGCAGUUAUUUUGUAUAUUAAAUGCAAUAAAAUAGGUUUCAAACAAAUUGUAGAAAACGUUGAACAUGAAAAUCUGAUACUGUGAUCGUUGUGUGAACACUAUCAAUAAUGAUGACCAACUAAGAUCGUUUUAAAAGCACUUUGACCCGUUCUCAGUUUGUUGUGAUGAUCUUUCUUUUCUUUUUCCAAAAAUGUCUUCAUUCGUGUUAAAAAUGUUUUUGUUAUGAAUGUUAAUAAAAUAAUGAGAAAUCUUCAUGCAACUCAACAAAUUGGUAUUAUUAUCUGUUAAUUAUUCACAUUUUGAGUGAUGGAUUGAUUGAGUUGCAGUAUAUUAUAGUUAUCAUAAUCAAAGCAAACGAAAAUCGAGGAUGAUAAGGUAACGAAUAACUCAAAUGACAAAGUAUUUUAAAGGGUUAUUUAGCUUUACUUAUUUAUUGUUCUAUAAUUUAAAUAUGAUUUUAAAAACAUUAAAAUAUUGUUAUAAUUCGUAAAGGAAUCCAGAGCGAUAUGGAGGCAUGGUUAGGGCGCUCCAAUUUUGUGAAAUUCUGGCACAAUAUCAUUUAUUUGUUUAUAUUAUAAUGAAGCAUAAUAAUACUUUGUUAAUUACAUAUUAACAUUGUAACAUUAAUUAUGUAUGAGUGUAAACAAAGAGUAUGUUAUAUUUUAUCUUCAACUUUUCAUUUGUAUCAUCGUGUUUAACAUUAUGCUGCAAUAAAAGAGAAAUUCGUUAACAUUCUGUGUAAUAUUGUCAUCACAUACCUUGACGUAAAUCAAAACUGAGAUGAAUGAUUAAUUCCCCCCCCCCCCCCCCCAACUUAUAUUUUCGGGAUCCAUUAUCUUAAGCAUUGAUAUUUAAUCAUUUUGUAAUACCAUUUUUAAUUUACAUUCUAAUACCUCCCCCACCCUAAACGCCGAUGUCUGUUACCGUUGUAUCAUAGGCAGCCGCGCUAUCAUCAUAACGAAUGAUUUUUAGCAAUGUUAACACAAGCUAGUCUUGCGAAAUAUGGUAACCUGUGAUUUGAUUUUGCUCAUAAAUUGAAGUCAUUACACUAUAUUUCAAUAAAAUAAAACUAUUGCCUUUAAGUAUUAUACAUCAACCAUCCACCGAGAUACUUUCAACAGAAUAUUAAUAUAAUACGUUAUUUGUAUUCACAAAUUAUAAUUAUACUUGAAUGGUUAUUAGUUUUAUAUUACAUAUUUUUUCAAAUCAAACUAUUGAAAAUGUUUUCGUGUAUCUGUAUCAAAGGCGGUUAAAUUAUUUGAGUUGUAUUCAUUGUGAUGAAUGUAGUUUGCAACAGCACUGCAGAAAUAAAUUAAUAAUUUUAUGUCAUAUUUUGUUGCUACAACUGGAAUAGUUAAAGGGACAUACCCUAGUUUUUAAACACUAACGCAUAUUUAUUUUUACUAUUAUAACCGUUUUUGAUAACUUAAAUAAUAUUUUACUUAGAUUUUAUUGUUUAGUUUAUAAAUU
Molecule: messenger RNA, 5741 nt
Organism: Gigantopelta aegis
Lineage: Eukaryota; Metazoa; Mollusca; Gastropoda; Neomphalida; Peltospiridae
Product: protocadherin-like wing polarity protein stan
Exons: 21
Coding region: 1-3807 (1268 amino acids)
Biological process (GO): adherens junction organization; calcium-dependent cell-cell adhesion; cell morphogenesis
Cellular component (GO): plasma membrane; catenin complex; adherens junction
Molecular function (GO): calcium ion binding; cadherin binding
Source: RefSeq, a predicted model, not a curated record